This is a messenger RNA of Iphiclides podalirius (scarce swallowtail), 483 nucleotides long. NCBI's taxonomy places the organism in Eukaryota, Metazoa, Arthropoda, Insecta, Lepidoptera, Papilionidae. The record is from the annotation of a GenBank genome assembly.
AUGCCGCUACGCGGGGGGGUGGGGCGCGGGGGUGGUCUUUGCAUGCGCGCAAUGGACGCGGCGGUUUCGGGUGGGGGGGGGGGGGAGCGGCCGGUCGAAAAAAAAAAGAUUGUUAAAAAGGCAUGGCCCCCGCCGCGGCGUGUGUGCGUGCGGGUAAAAAAGCGCUCACUAAUCGAUACUAUAGAUUCCGGCAAGUACUGCGCGGGUACCACGAUUGGUCGGCCGUUUCGGCAGCAGCGGUGCUUUUUGUUUCCUUUGCCGCCCCUAUGGUUUGGAGCGGGCUUUUCCGGGCUCCGUGCGUGGCACCUCUGCCUCGGCCACUCGAGGAUUAAGCACGCUCGUUCGCACUCAACUUUGUCCGGGCACGGUGCUCCGGGCACUGUUCAGAGGCGCCGAGUGCGGGCCCGCUACGGUCAGCCGCGAAACGAACUUUCUGGAGCCGCGCGCGCGAAAAUAGAAGGUGAGACGGUACAUAUGCCCUAC